Molecule: messenger RNA, 6761 nt
Organism: Peromyscus californicus insignis
Lineage: Eukaryota; Metazoa; Chordata; Mammalia; Rodentia; Cricetidae
Gene: Ap1s2
Product: adaptor related protein complex 1 subunit sigma 2
Exons: 5
Coding region: 220-690 (156 amino acids)
Biological process (GO): intracellular protein transport; vesicle-mediated transport
Cellular component (GO): AP-1 adaptor complex; membrane coat; intracellular membrane-bounded organelle
Molecular function (GO): clathrin-cargo adaptor activity
Source: RefSeq, a predicted model, not a curated record
CGCAGCCGAGGCUCCUCCUUCGUCCAGCCUCCGGGGCGGGGUCUGUUGGCUUGCCCUACCCUCGCCGCCUAAGCCUGCCCUCCGCCAGACGGGUCCCCUCCCCGCGGCACCACGGCUUCCCUUCAACAGCACGGCGACGGGGGCUUCCCCUCAGCAGCCGCCGCCGCCUCAGUCUCCGCAGCCGGCCAAGCUCCGCCGCGUCCGCGGCCCCCGGCCGCCAUGCAGUUUAUGUUGCUUUUUAGUCGUCAGGGAAAGCUGCGGCUGCAGAAAUGGUAUGUCCCACUCUCAGACAAAGAGAAAAAGAAAAUCACAAGAGAACUUGUUCAAACCGUUUUAGCCCGGAAACCUAAGAUGUGCAGCUUCCUUGAGUGGAGAGAUCUGAAGAUUGUUUAUAAAAGAUAUGCCAGUCUGUACUUUUGCUGUGCUAUUGAGGAUCAGGACAAUGAACUGAUUACCCUGGAAAUAAUCCAUCGUUACGUGGAAUUACUUGACAAGUAUUUUGGCAGCGUGUGUGAACUUGAUAUCAUCUUUAAUUUUGAGAAGGCCUAUUUUAUUUUGGAUGAAUUUCUUUUGGGAGGAGAAGUUCAGGAAACGUCCAAGAAAAAUGUCCUUAAAGCAAUUGAACAGGCUGAUCUCCUGCAGGAGAGCCAGAAUGAAGAAUGGGGAGGUUUGUCUGAGGAUAUCUUAUGAUAAAGAGCAGUCUAAGACUUUAGUUCCUUUGACCCCCAACUUAUUUAUUGGUAACUACUAAAUUUACCAUUUUUGUGGCAUGGAUAAAAUGGCACUAUGCAGAGACUGUUGCACGUGAGAUGAUUUCAAGUCUUUGCUUGAUCUGUGAAGACCAAAUAGUUAAAUGUUAGGCACUGGGCUUGUUAUAACCCUAGAGGUAGAUGCAUGAUGGUGUUGAUCAGCGCUUUGAGAUGUGUCGACCUUUCUUUUUUAUACUAACAGCAUCAUUUUGAAAUCUCUGGGGAUUUUUUCUUUUGAGCUUUGUUUGCUGUUGGUAUUGUUUCUCACUAAAGUAAUCAAUGAAAUGGAAAAGUGAGGUGCCAAAAGCAAACACUGUACUCAUGAAUUUGCUUCUACUUGAAGGUGAUCCACUUUAUGAAUAGAUUGACUGGAUUUGCAGAUGUUUGUCUGUCUCGUCUAGAAAGCAGUAGUCUAUGAAGAAUUACUGCUGCUAAAAUUGAUUUGUUUUAGUGCUGAGGCCUGCAUGAAAUAUCUUAAUAGUAUGCUAUGUCUUUCUGAAAGUAAUCAUUAAUCUGUGGGACUGCAUAAAAAUGGAAAGGUAAGAAUCUUGAGAGAAAAGUGAUUUCUUUAAAGAAAUGAAGUUUUUUAUAAUAAUAUUAAGCAAAUAAUUAUUUUGUGAAGUAUCUUAUAACAUUAGGAAGAUUUAAGUUUUUCAAAGAAUUAAACCUUGCUAAUUAAUAUUUAGGCAUGUAGUGAGACUCAAGAAUAUCUAAAAUUGUUUUAAAAGCAUAGAUCUUUUCAAAUAUAUACAAUGUCAUUUAACAGCACAACACGUUGUUAUAAGUAUUUUUCUGAUUUGCUUUAAGAAGCAAAAAACCCCUGUAAUUCUUUUGUAAUUACCAUUCUUUCAUGUUAUAUAACUUUUAGGCUUAAACUGUUUCUUUAAUUACGUUAAAAGUUAAGGCUAUAGUUCUUAAUGCAAGAGUGUUUUAAAUGCAGUUUCAGGGUUUCUAGAACAGAUUCUGGAGAAAUGAGGUUUUAUUGCUGCUUAAAAUAGACAGUCCAGUCUAGAAGUGGACAGAUACACAAGGCAUAAUCAGUCUCCUUUAGCUUUACUUUUAGUGCCAUCCAGUAUGACUAGUGGCAUUGGUGUCUGCUUUCUGGGUUGGAAUCAUUUUGUUCUAUGGAGUUUUAGUGUUUUCCUUUGUUCUUUGGAAUUUUGAACCUCCCCCCCCCACACACACACCUUUUGUUUCUUUUCUAACUCAUGGUGAAGCAGCUCUUGGUUUCUGCUUGUUUUUGCAGUGCCUGGGGCUAGAAGUCAGGGUAGUGCCCAUGCUAGGCAAGCCCUCUAUCACUGUAAACCUGUAUCCCUGGCUCCACUUGGCUUUCUCUAAUCAUUAAAAGCUGGAAUAAUUUAAAUAGCCAAUUAUUGUAAAUUUGAUCUUGGAAUGAUUUUUUUCACUAAAACCCAUAGUAGUAAAUGCAGUUUUAUAUCACAGUGCAUAUAAAGUAUAAAAAUUAUUGAAUAAUAGUCUCAUUUCUUGCUUUGUUCCUCAAAUUUUAUAUUCUAUUCUAUUUUUCUUUUUUUAAAUGCCAUUCUUAAUACUUGAUUUCAUGACCCUAGGGUUAGGACCUACUAAAAGCAUAUUCCAAGUGGUCAAUGGUAAUUUUUUUCAUUAAACAGUACUUGAUGAAAAUUUUAGGUUUGAGUUAUUCCCCUGCUGACAUUAUAAUUUGUUUUGUUCCUCUAUGCUUAAAAAAUUAAUUCUCAUAGUAGAAAAAUUAAUAAAUACAGGCCAACACACUAGAAUAUAGUCUUACCCACCAAGCAGAGCCAAUUAGAUUAACUCUUUGAUUCUCCUGGGAAUGAUGUAGGGCAGUCAGUGCACUUCCAGGGUACAUUGGGCUAUGCAUGCCCAGACAAAUUCCUGGUUGUGCAUUAUGACUGGCAUCUACUAGGUAGAGACCAAGGACACUGCUAAAUAUCUUAUUUAUUCUGCCCAGGACACACCCACCAAAGAAUUACCCAGCCCCCAAAGUCAGUUGUUUUCAAGUUGAGAAACCCUGACUUAAUUUAACACCUUGAACUAAAAAUUUCAUUUUCAUUUAUAAAUAGUUACAUCUUUUCAAUAGUAUAUGUAGUAUUCAGUAUACAUAAUGGCUGAAACUUAGUCAGAAAUGCAAAGGAGUAGAAAAAAACUUUAAAAUUGUGAAGAAAAUCAUAUGUUAACACAUAAAUGGCUCUAGAAAAAACACCCCUGUGAUUGAUACAAACGAAUUACCUUUGCCUGGUAACUAGCAACUGGGGAGAUAAUCUAUGGGUGCCUUUAGAACCUAAGCCACAGAAAAGCUUAUGGGAUGUCACUGAAUAAUCGGAUUUCCUCAACAACAACUAGCUCUGUUCAUUUCUAUUAAGGUAAUUGAGUUUUUCUGGGGAAACAAGAUUGAAUCUACCCUGCAGGCAGGCAGAACACUAUUGAAUUUUCUGCCGAUUUCCUCAGCCACUUUAGGAUGUGAUCAUUUCUUAAAGGAAGAAUAAAGUGACUAGAUUUACAUAAACAGACUUCCUUUUCUUAUAGAUACUUUUUGUUCUUCCUUACACUGUUAGUCUUGAAGAGUUUGUUUGAAGUUCUGACUCUAAGAAACCAUUUUCUAGAAAACUGGUUAAAUUUAGGGUAUUCGAAGGCAAUACAGCUACACUAGAAUAGGUCUAAGCUAACUUUCUGUUGUUCUAUUUAAAAAGUAUAAUUAGAUGCCAGAGAAAGUAAUUUGUCCUUAGGAUCUUAGAGUUAACAAGUUUGGGAGCAGCAUUUAUAAGAUAUAAUAAAAAAGUUACUCCACUUAUUUCGAAGGCAAAAACAAUAGACAUAGAUGAGUAGCCCAGUAGGAAAGAGCAGAGGACAUGACUAAGUUGGGGAUGAAAAAACCAAAAACAGUCUUUACUAAGGGAAUACAAAUUAAAAUACCAACUAACCCUUUUGAAAUUUUUUCUUCUUGAAGCAAUAAGAGAUAUUAUUGUUACUGCUUGUAAACACUUAAACUUGUAUUUCAUUUUGAAGGAAUGGUUUUGUGGUAUCUAUUUCAUGAUGAAACCUGUACUAUACUUUCUGUCCCAUUAGUUGCACAUCUAAGAAUUUUAUCCAACUGAAAAAUGUAUAUAUACAUAUGUAUGUAUGUAUGUAUAUGCACCAAGACAUAUAGGCUCAGCAUAAUAUUUAGCCACUGGAAUUUACCCAAAUGUCCAUUAGUGGGAAACAAGUGAAGAAAAUUACAACACAGUCAGACCUACAAUUGCUAACAUAACUGUAAAAAUAAAUAAGACUAAAUUUCUGUGUAAUGAUAUGGAAAGAUACUAAAGAUAUAUGAAAUGAUAAAUGAUCAAGGAUAUUGACUAUUUAUUAUAAAGUUCUUCACUCCAUUUUUCAGAAGAGGAAAAUGGGCAUGUAGUUAAUAUUAUACAUUUUUUUGGUGGAAGAAUGCUGCUGUUUGAGAAUUCACAUUGUGUUUCCACACACAGAUGGUAAAAACCUGAGUAGAAUUUGCUAAAAUAAAGGGUCAGCACUGGGUAAAGCACUUUCAGCUUUUGUCCAUGUGAUAUACUAACCAUCUGGAGUAGCCAUAAAGCUCUUGCUACUCAUUACUAACUUAAUGUUAAAGAAAAUCAAUAGAAGGCUGGAGAGAUGGCUCAGUGCUUAAGAGCACUUGCUGUUGUUCAUCCAGAGGCCCUGGGUUCAGUCCCCAAUACACACACAUCAGGUGGCUCACAACUGUCUGUCAUUCCAGCUCCAGGGGAAUCUGAGAUCUCUGGCCUCUGCGGGCACUUGCACUCAUGUACAUACCCAUAUGCAGAGACACAUGCCUACAUAUAAUUAAAAUAAUAAUAAUAAUAAUUAGAAAUGCAUUUCCAAAGAAAAAGAAAAUCAGUAGAUGUUCUUAUUAAUUUACAAAUUUUAUAAAAUAGGACUAUACCAUGAGCCCUGUCAUCUAAAAGGUGCUUCAUGAACUGUUUUCAAUCCUUCUAUUUUUAAAAUUCAUUACCCAAAAUAGAUCUUAGUGAGUUUGCCAUAUUGUGUGACCCUUUGGAGCUUAAACUCAAAGAAUAGACUUUCAAUGUUGAGCAUAAGAAGUUUGCAUGCUUUCCCACAGAAUUCAGUUAGGGUCAAUAAAAAGGACCAUUGUGUUAUAAAACAUGAGACAAAAUAUACAAUUUUGUAACACAGAGAGUAUGGUGUUUAAAAUUUUCAGUAAGGUGAUAAACUUGAAAUCAUACUUCCUUAUAUUUGCUUUUCAUUAAAUAUAAAUUAUUUUCUCUUUUACUACAUUGAAGUAGAAUCAGGAGAGCAGCUAACACCAUUAGCUUACUAAAGCAUAGUUCAACAGUAGUUAAGCCACUGCAAUUGCUAGUUUAGGAGUGUAUAAGCUUUCCAGUUAGUUUUACAUGCGAGCCAUGUCAGAAGCUUAGCAUGGUGAAUGAAUAUCUAGGAAAUUUCAUGGUAGGAAGGUUUGUCUUUUCUUAAGAAGACGGUGGUUUUGAAAACAGAUCUAAAUUGAUUCUUGUCUGCUCUGUUUGACAUCUUAAACUUGCCACACUACAUCUAGUCCUUUUUGUAGCCUGAGAAUGAAAUUAUUCUUAGUGCAGAGGAAAGUUGAAAAAGCACGUGUACUAGGAAGGAGUGUAUUGAAAGGGGGUAGGGACAGACAAGAAAUGUCUCCUUUACUCAUGGAGUAAAGCUGGGGAAUCUUUUUUCCUCAUGAGCUAGAUGAGCAAACUUGAGAAAGUUCUUAUUUUCUUGGACUUGAAAAUCUAGAGGAGAACCAUUGGGGACUGGGGAGAAGAGGAGCUAACAAGCAAAGUAUGGGGCGUGGCAACAGAUUCAAUAAAGAAAAAUUAGUGCUGAACAAAGGGAUUACUCAAAAGUGAAAGCCCAUUUCAAGUUGAAAAUAAUGCAUUUGUAAUUGUUAUUCAGAAAAAUAGAUCUUGACAAAGAAUCUGCACUUAGGAAAAUUAGUGGUUUAUAUUUGUAUAAUGUAACUGGAUUACAUUUUUUCUCAGUACUAUUCUAGCCUUUACUCCUACUUAAUUUAAAUCACUGGCAUUUUAGUAUAUUCAUAAAUUCAGUUUGCUGAGUUAUAGAUAUGACUGUUUCCAAAGGUGCCCAUGGGAAGAACAAAAUAGUAGACCUAGCUGUGCAGGGUCUCUUGUAUGCCAAGAUGGGCUUUUACCAUUACCUCCCCUAGUUCUUACAUAUUUUCUUUUUAACUCAGAAAAUGUACUGGUAGUAUGAGGGUCCAGAAUACUGAAGUUUAUGUUGAAUUUACUGUACAUCCUUUGCAUGAGAGAAAAAAAUCUUGGUCAGUUACAGACAUAGUUAAAUCUUUUACUUAAAAACACAGCUUUAAAUGUUAAGUAGUCACUAAGGCAUUUAUCUCUAGCAGAACUUCUUCAGGUGUUAACAGUCUGAACCAGACAUGUCCUAGUAUCCUAAAAGUGGUUAAAAUAUACCAUUUACUAUAUAUAUAUAAAUAUAUAUAUAUAUACCACCAUUUAUUUUUGUGCAUUUUAGAGGCUAUUUUUUGAAGGAUGCUUUUCCAAUGAAGAGGGGUUUCUUUCUAUGAAAAAUAUUCUUGACAAUUGAUGGGUACUAAUUUCUUGUUUCAGUAUAGUAAUAUGGACCCUUGGCAUUAAAGAAUAGUUUGGCUUAUUAUCAACCCUUUUGCUUUCCAUAGGGUAGUAAAAAUACCUGUUAGUUAAAAAGUGAUGGCAAUGCCUGGGGUGGCCACAUUUCAAAAUUGUUCAUAUCAAAUUUUUGUACUUGUAUGUCUUCUCUGGGAAGGGAUGACUGUAUUUUAUUAUAUUUUUUAUUUUAUUAUUUUAUUUUAAUUUAUUAUAUUCAGCCCUGUUGGAAAACCACCUUUCUCCUUCAAUGGGCAUAAACUUUUUCAUGGUUGGUUUUCAUAUGACAUGAUAUCAAGUUGAGAAAUCAAAAAGUUAAAAAACUAUAACAUAAAGGCAAAGAACUGGUAUUGAAAUAUAAGGUUAUUUGAGACUUAAACUUUUCUUGUUCUCU